GCGCUUGUGACUCUUGGCCAUCCGAAAAAGCGGCGACCGCAAUCCAUUAUCAUGUAAAAGUCGCAAUUCUACUUUAUAAAGUUAUCGUAUUUUAAUUUCCUUUACUUGUUCCUUUUUGUAUUUUUUCCAGAACUGAUGUUCUCUUUCUUACUUCAAAGAACUAUACUGGGAUUAAUUUUAGUAUGGUCAAUAUGUGUACAUUUUCAUAGCCAUACGGUCGUUUAUUCCCAGAAAUCGGAAGACUCGUCUUCUAAUGAAUCAUCGCUGGGAGAACUUAUUUAUUCUAAGAGACACGAGGAAAAUAUUGGAAAUGUAAAUCAUUCUAGAAGUCUUAAUAUUUCAUACGAAAAAUUUCCUAGUCAUAAUAAGACAGUUAAUACAAAGUCGUCUGUGGACAAUUAUUUUAAUUCAACCGUAAGCCUACCGGUUUGGAUGUUAAACAUUAAAAGUGGUGCUUUGCAAAGGACAGCUUACGUUGCGCUAGGCAUUAUGUCUGUUAUUGUAAUUUUCUUCAUAGUAAGAGGCAUAAGACUUCGACAUAAAAAGAGCAAAAGCCGAAAAUAUGGAAUUAUAACUUCAACAGUAUCAGAUAUGGAAAUGGAACCUCUUGAUAGAGAUGAUGAGGAGGAAGAAGAUGCCACAUUAUUUGAUGCUCAGCAUAAGUACGCCUUGCAGUGAACUGUUCAUAAAUUAUAUGAAUGAAAUUUUUUCCAAAAAUUAUUUUUACUUGUUUUCAAGGGCUAUUUUUUAAAUUUAAAAUUAAUCUAAAUAAUAUUUAUCAAUAACCUCAAAUCAGAUUUUCAAAAAUCAUACAUGCCAAAACAGAAAUUUGUUUUUUAUCUGCAUAAUUAAGAUAUUUUGUGUGAUAAAUAUGAUCACAAGAGGCAGAACUUAUCUUUUGUUCCUUACUUCAUCUAUUAUCUUCAAAUUUACCGAGAUAGUUAUUUGCAAAAGAUGAAAUUUAAAAUUAUUUCAAAUUAGUGUACAUUAAUAAGCUAACAUGGAAUUAUUUCUUUCAUGCUGAAUGCUAAAUAAUAAAGUGAGGAGGUUGCUACUUUGUAUUAACAAUAAGCAUAGUCUAAUAUUUUAGUAAUUUAUGCAUCUUUUUUUAAUCUAUGAAAGGAAUAAGGUAAAUAUUUGCUUGUUUAAUGUAUAUUUUUAAAGUAAAGCAACUUAUUGUGUAAAACCAAAGAGCAUUUUUAAAAUUUAUAAAACUGUUGGUGUACUAUUUCUUUUUAGCUGGGAUAAAAAAAAAAAAAAAAAAAAAAAAAAUGUUUACUUGCACAAUUUUAUAAGAAUAUAUGCCAUAUAUUUAAUAUUAGUAUUCUUUUCUUAAACCUCAUUUAUUUUUUCCCUCUUUAUAUUUUAAAAACUGAUAAUUUUUAUUAUUUGUAUUGCACUGCAGCAGCUUCCUCAAGUAUCUGAAAAUAUUUUAAAUACUUUACACAUUUUAAAAUUUUUGUGUAGCUAACUUAACAUUUUAUUAAGAAACAAGAGUAUUUUUUCUACUUACAUUUGUUUAUUACUUUUUAAUGUAUUUCUAUACAUGUGUUUGAAACUGUGAAAUCUAGUCUUAAUUUUAUGCUUCUUUAGAGAUUUAUUGUUUUUUCUUAUUUUUAUUUACUCUCUUUAUUACUUUAAACAUUUUAUACAGAGCAUAAAUCAAGUAUUAUACUUUAAAUCAUUCCAUACUGUUUUGAAUUCAUAAAAUUCAGAUGCAUUUAGUUUCAUAUGUAUACAUAAGUUAUUUUGCUUUUUAAUUAAAAAUUCAAGAGUACAUAUAAUAUGUAUAUAUAUUAUAACUUAAUAAUUUAGAAGUGAAUUAAAUCAUUCUAGACAAAAUUCAAUAAUUGUAUUAAAAUAAACCUAUUGAUUUUUAAAAAUAUAAAACAAAAGUUAAGGUGAUCCCAUAUUAUUUAAAAAAAUAUAUUUAAUUUGUUAAUGUGGAAUUAUAACUGAUAUAAAAAUUAUAAAAUACAUUUUAGAUUAUACAUAUUUUUUGUUUCAGACUGAUUUCUAAUGAAGUAAUAAUCUAAAACAUUAAAUAAUCUAAGAGAACUGUAUAAUUUUUCGUUCUGUGUGACCUUUUCAGAAAUUAAAGGUAAAAAGAGAAUUAAAACAGAAAAUAGAAAAAUUAUAUAUACAGUCAAAAGUCGUUAAUCCGGACUCGUCGGGACUUACAGUGGCAUAAAAAAAUCUAUAUAAAUAACACAUCAAUUUACAUUGAAAAUACAGCAAUCAGUUUAAUUGUAGAAUUUAAACUUAUCAAAUAUUUUAUGCGUAAUAGAUUUUUGACAAUAAUCUAGUGCAGGGUUUCUUAAACUUUUUCCAGUUGCGACCCCUUUUUAUCAUUGCCCCCAGGACCCCAUAAUAUUUACAAAAAUUUUGUGGGACCCCAUAAGUAUUGCGCAAAUCUGACACAUGCAUGAGUGAAACCGUCACUUAUUUCACUUGUACUGUAAUAUAUACUAUUGCAGUUUUAGGUCAUUAACUUUAAUUUCUAAUUUUAAGACAUAGAACAAUGUGAAAACUUUAAAUAAGUAACAGAUGAAAUGACAGCAUCACGUGCAAAGCAAGGAAAAUGAAAGUUUAUAUUUUAUAAUGCGUCGAAAUGUUUUCAUUGUUUUCUUUAUCUGUAUUGUCUUUAUCUGUUUCCAGAUACAUUGUGUAAAAUUAUUAUAAUAAGUUAAAGAAGUAUGAAAACUGCUAAAAUUUUUGGCGACCCACAGUUUAAGGAACCCUGAUCUAGUGUAAACUAUACUAAAAAACGUAAAUAUUAAGAUAACCCAGUGACUUUUGAAAGAAAACACCCAUAAUAAAAAACUUAUCUAUAAUCUCUAAAAUAAUGCAAGAUAUGUUCAUAUUUAUUUCUGUAAAUAAUUAUUAAUGUCAAGAAUAAAGGUUAUUUUGGCUGAUUAAUGAAUUAUCAAUAUGUCGGUCUGCACUACAGAUCUAAAUUUCAUUAAUUUUGUUACAGAAUUAACUAGGAUUCAUUAUUUUUUUACUGAAAUUUGGGCAGUACCAUAAUUGUAGCUGAUGCGUGAAAUGUUUUUAUUAUUAUUUAGAUGUACACUAUAUGCCAGUUAAGGGGUGAAAAAAAUCCCUUAUUGUUAUAUGCAGUUCAUUGCAAAUUUUAUUCAGAACUAAUAUAAGAAACACAAAUACUUGCUGCAACAUGUAUUUAUAAAGUAAAAAAUGCAUAUAUUUUAAAAAUAACUGUAUAUAAUCAAUUUCCAUAUAGUUUUCUUAUUGUUUAUAUAAAAUUUUUAUUUUAUAUUCAUGUGGACCAAAAUAAGCUAAUGAUGUAUUACAUUUAAUUUAUAAAUUAAGGUAACAAUAACUGCAUUCUAUCAAUGUUAAAAAAGUUAUUACUAAUAAAGUGUUUAUUUUAUAAAA
Molecule: messenger RNA, 3396 nt
Organism: Stegodyphus dumicola
Lineage: Eukaryota; Metazoa; Arthropoda; Arachnida; Araneae; Eresidae
Molecular function (GO): nucleic acid binding
Source: RefSeq, a predicted model, not a curated record